AGUGCUUAUACGCGAUAACGCUUUGAAAUAAUCAUUCCUCCGGAGGGAGCCAAGGGGAAUCGAGGCCUAUCGGGUCAUUAAUUUUAAUUAUGUUUAGUGUUAUUGUCGAAAAUUAAGCAACAAUGGUGUUCCAGACAGUAGAGUAUGAUCCGAUGUGCGAUAAGGAGAAACCACAGAAAAUUUCGUUUGAAGAUGUAUCUGCAGCUGCUUAUAGGAUCCAGAGCCAAAUUGUAAAAACGCCAUGCGUGAAAUCCCAUAUGUCUAAUACAUUUGGAAUGGAAAUUUACCUGAAAAACGAUUUUCUUCAACACACUGGGAGUUUCAAGGAACGUGGGGCACGAAAUGCCCUCCUUUUGUUAUCAAAGGAGAAUAAGAGUCGUGGUGUGAUUUCCGCAUCACUUGGUAACCACUCCCAGGCCUUGAGUUACCAUGCCAACAACUUGAACAUCCCUGCAACUGUCGUGAUGCCCAACGUGGCUCCGAUCAUGAAGAUAGAAAAAUGUCGGUCUUAUGGCGCCAACGUCAUUAUCCAUGGACAUGACAUGAAGGAGGCUAAAUAUCAUGCUAUGACUUUGGCUAAAGAAAAAUCUCUGAUCUAUAUUAAUGGCUAUGACCAUCCGCAUAUAAUGGCGGGACAAGGCACGGUCGGUCUGGAAAUCAUAGAACAGGUGCCUGAUGUGGACGCGGUGAUAGUGCCCGUGGGAGGAGGGGGGCUACUGGCUGGCGUCGCCACUGCUAUCAAGCAUCUGAAGCCACACGUUCUUAUUUAUGGUGCAGAGACGGAGAAGUGUCCCAGUAUGGACUACGCGAUGAAGCACGACGAGCCUGUCUCGGUGGAGAUUAGGUCCACUCUGGCAGAUGGUCUGGCGGUUCCUACGGUCGGGUACAAUGCCUUUGCCACCGUCAAGGAUUGUGUCGAUAGAAUGAUAACAGUAAACGAGGAUUGGAUAGCUCGCGCCAUUCUGCGACUAAUUGAGCAGGAGAAGUACGUGGUUGAGGGGGGAGGAGCAGUGGGAGUGGCUGCCAUCAUGGCGGGCCUGGUGCCUGAACUCACCGGAAAAAAGGUUGUAUGUAUUCUCUCGGGAGGUAACAUAGACACGACGAUCCUGGGCCGAUGUCUGGAGCGAGGUCUGGCUGCAGAACAACGUCUGGUAAAGUUCAAAGUGACGGUCAGCGACCGGCCCGGCGGCAUCGCAGAGCUCUGCAAGCUCAUCUCCUGUACCGGAGUCUCGAUCAAAGACAUCAUACAGGAACGGGCCUGGGUUCAUGGCGAUAUCUUCAGCGUGCGGGUGAAAGUGGUGUGUGAAACACGUGGACCCGAGCACUUGGAGGAGUUGCGCGGAGUUAUAGCGACUACUUACAGGGAAUGGGACUUCGCGGGCGAAUAUGAUGCUUAUCCACGCCGCAACAGCACAGAAUCUCUCGACGAUGUCUCUCAUUAAGUCUUACUUAUGGACAUUGAAUAUAAGAGUGAAAUGCAUUCACUUUGAUACAUAAGAUACUUGUAGAAAUGUAUCUAUUUAACAUCUUUACUGAUAUUGUACAACAGAACAUUUUAUUGUGGCACGUUCGUCUUAGUUUUAGUUGCGUGUGGCUUUGAAACGUGAAGGAAAAAUCCUGGAUAUUUUCUUCAUGCCUUGAAAUUACGGCGCCAAUUCAAAAAAAAACUUUACUGUUAUUAAAAUUAAAGAGAUUAUAAAGUAAAGCUACUUUCAAGACAGCAGUGUCUUAAGCUUACAGUUCCUUACUCUAUCUAAAAGUAAUAAUAAGUAUUAACUAUUUUUUUUUUAUAUGAAAGAAAAUAAAAAUGAGUUAUUAAGAGCUAUUAGGUACGCGACACGCUUGCACAAACUUUUUUGUAAAAAAACAUGAAUUGGGUGGUUUCCUAGGGCAAAUAUAACUUAAUGUCACUUUUGAAUUUUGAAUACUUUCAUUGGUUGAUCAUUGAUAAAAUCAUAAUUUUAGAUCUUUCUUAGUAUUUUUUUUAUAAAAUGCACUAUUUCAGGAAAUUUUAAUAAAUAAUUGCUUUGAUUUGACUAGUUGGGAACUACCAGAUGUCAUGGAAUCAUAAAAUUUUACUUCUCUCUAUGUCUCUACAAAAUCAUUUUCGUAAUUGUUCGUUAAUCUUUUUUACAUCGUCAUAAUAUAUUGAGUAUGUAUAUAAUAUAAGUACUUACUAAGUGUCACCAAAAUCGGUUGAGCAGUUUCCAUGUUUGAUUGACUUGAGUCUAUGAUGUUUAAAACUGCACGUGUAGGUACCUACUGUUUCAUAUGUAAUUGUAGAUAAGAUAAUAAGUUGUACAUUAUUUAAUGACUAAAUUUUUUUCCUUCAAUUCUUUAAUGUUUUCUACACUUUUCCCUGUUUUUAAUACAACAGUGUUUAUUGUAAAGUAAUGAACAUAGUGACAGCAAAUUAAUUAGAAACAUAUCAUCGAAACGCCACGAUAUCAUACGUACUGACGCGGUAUAAUUUAAUUUUAUUGCUCGAUAACUCGUGUAAUCAAAGCACGGACCUAUAAAAGUUGUACCUUGUCAUCUCGUGGCGUAUCAGUAGGCAGUAUGUUUCCAUGGCCGUUUACACAGGCCUUAGUUAUGUAAGGUAUUUUAUGAAUCUGUGAUAGGAUACAAUUAUAUUUUGAUGACAUUAUUAAUAAAGUAAUAAAAGUA
Molecule: messenger RNA, 2667 nt
Organism: Spodoptera exigua (beet armyworm)
Lineage: Eukaryota; Metazoa; Arthropoda; Insecta; Lepidoptera; Noctuidae
Source: the annotation of a GenBank genome assembly